Messenger RNA from Racocetra fulgida, 1014 nucleotides. The record is from the annotation of a GenBank genome assembly. NCBI's taxonomy places the organism in Eukaryota, Fungi, Glomeromycota, Glomeromycetes, Diversisporales, Gigasporaceae.
AUGCGGACCCAGCCUGAAAAGCAAGUUGAGACGGCAAAAGUACCAGGCAAAUGCGAAAAAGCCAACUGUUAUAUUAAUGAAGAAACUGGCGAGGAUCUUCGUGGAGAAAGAUAUUAUUUAGUAACCAAAGUAACUAAAAAACCCAAGCCCAAGAAUAAUCCUGAUCUAUUAUUAGAAAUGUUUAUUAUCACUACUCGUCACCAAAGAAAAUUUGGCUCGCAAAAACAACUUAUUUCUAAUUAUGAAAUUGUUGACUUACCCGGCACUAUUAAUCUUUGCUUGCCAGGACAAGUAUCAAGCAAUGGACCCCACAAAAAUCAACCCUUUUACUAUUUAGAAAUCCAGGUGGAAAGUUUAUUUGCCAGUAGUUCUGAGAAAAUUUAUGUUUUCCAAAAUUUAGUCAGUAAAGAAUUGGAUAUUCUGGCGGCUGCCCCUAACUCCAAAAUUUGCGAAGAAAUAUUUGGUAAAAAGAAUUACAAACCUUUAAAAGGGGAGCGUAAAGAAAUCCUGAAAGAAGAAUUAUUGAUUCCGCGAGACAUUAGCCAAGCCGAAUUGGCUCGCAGCAUUAAGGUCUCGGUACGCCGAAUUAAUGAUAUUUGCCAAGGUAAACGAGGUAUUACUCCCGAUACAGCCUUGCGUUUAACCCUCUACUUUAAUUUAGGAAGCGAAGGAUAUUUUCAAGACGGGAAAAUGCCUGACACAGUAGAAGGAGAAGGAUACGAACCACCUACUAUCGGUAAUUUUCGUUUAAAUAAAAUGCUCCAUAUUUGUCAAAUGCUUCACUAUGCCAAACACGGGGAGCCACUUUUUUUUGAAGACUUGCGGGCUUACUAUCAUGGAGCAAUAGUUUAUCCCAUUUAUCGCGAUUUUUUUAGUUUCUACCGAAAACCGGUCGCUUCGAAAGAAAUUUCAAUGGAUAAGGAAAAAAAGAGCCUAAUUAGCAAAACUUACUACUACUUUAAAAAUUAUUCGGACAAAGAUUUAGAAACUUUUUCUCAUGACGAUCCCGCCUGA